AUGUCAGCCACCUCGUCGUCGCCGGCGGCGGGGUCUUCCCCGCAGUCCUGGUCCCCGGCGAGACCACAGCACAAUUGCAUCGAGUGCAAGAGGCUUAAGAGAGCCUGCGAUAAGGGAUCUCCUUGCAGCAAAUGCGUCAAAGCAAACCGCAUUUGCGAGUACAAAGACCCGGGCGACGAUGGUCUCUAUGGACCUAUUUCGACGGCUAAGGACAUCCAUUCGCUCACGUUCGGCACGCUCCUAGAAAUCCUCAUCAACAAACCGCGGGUUAAAGAGGCUGUCUCGCUGUAUUUCAGCGGCGUCAAUACCUGGUUCACCAUCAUUGAGAGGGCUAGUUUUGAGAGGGAUCUGGAGGCCAACUGGGGAAAUCUAUCGGCCGAAAAAAGCGCCAUGGCGCUUUGCAUGGCUCUCGUCGCCCGCCCGCCGAACCAAAAGUCCAGCAAGGGCAUGGGAGAUACCGUCUAUCCCACCACCAAGACCAUUCUCGGCUUGGUUCAGAGCAAACUCCCCAUGUCGGUACACAUGCUGCAGGCCGAGUUGCUCAUCGCCAUGUAUGAGUUCUCCCAGGCGAUGCCUCAGCAAGCGUACAUGUCUCUCGGACAUUGCCUGCAAAUGACCAAAGCAUUCGGCUGGCACAACCAGGGCUUUUGGGCCAUCGAUAAACAAAUGGCCAAACCGGCGGAGAUGAAGCUCAACGCCAUCCUAUGCCUCCUCAAUGUCGCAUACGACCAACCGUACCCGAUGCACACCACGGGCCUUGCUCCGAGGUUGCCAGUCCCCAUGCCUGAAACCAUUGACCAAUACUUCUCCGCCACCUCUCCGUUUCAAUUCGGAGACCAAGGCCAGGGGUUCCGCGACGGCACCGGCGACCAAAUCAACAGCAUGUUCUUCCCCGAAGCGACGUCGGCCUGGUAUCUUAGCAACGUCUUGCAGCAGUUGUCGGACCCCACGGCGUGUGGUCUUACGGAUCCCAAGACCCUCUCGAGCAUGAUCAUGAUCCACCUAAGAACUAUGACGUCGAUGGGGUGGCGCGUGGGAACCAGCUACAUAGCCCUGAUGAAGCUCCACUACUCGGGUCUGUUUGGGGGGAUUGGUCCCAUGCCGGUCAUGUGCCAGAACCACGUCCAGGACGUCCAGAUAAUUCGGAACAUCACCUCAGUCAUCCUCGGCAAGGCUGGGAAACUCGUCCAAUCCGAAGAUCAACUGACCAGUGGAGCUAUUGACCCUUCCUGGGAGUUCGCUAUGUACUACGCCUCACUCUUGCUCAUUUCGCACGGCGACAAUGUCCUCCAGGACAUGAACUGGGCCCAAAAAGUUGACAACCUUACGUACGCCCUCGAUAAGAACGACACUGCGAAUCAGUUAAAAUCAAACUCGACAAUCGCUCUACCGGUCGUGCCCGGUAAUCACCUCACCUCCAAGCGCUAG
Chaetomium globosum CBS 148.51 is the source of this 1428-nucleotide messenger RNA. RefSeq lists its product as uncharacterized. NCBI's taxonomy places the organism in Eukaryota, Fungi, Ascomycota, Sordariomycetes, Sordariales, Chaetomiaceae. The record is from RefSeq and is a predicted model, not a curated record. Gene Ontology annotation, molecular function: zinc ion binding; DNA binding; DNA-binding transcription factor activity, RNA polymerase II-specific. The transcript is spliced from 5 exons. Gene Ontology annotation, biological process: DNA-templated transcription; regulation of DNA-templated transcription. Bases 1 to 1428 code for a protein of 475 amino acids.